Eriocheir sinensis (Chinese mitten crab) is the source of this 2367-nucleotide messenger RNA. RefSeq names its product probable serine--tRNA ligase, cytoplasmic (gene SerRS). The transcript is spliced from 13 exons. Gene Ontology annotation, cellular component: cytosol. The record is from RefSeq and is a predicted model, not a curated record. The coding region runs from base 185 to 1927 and encodes 580 amino acids. Gene Ontology annotation, biological process: seryl-tRNA aminoacylation. Gene Ontology annotation, molecular function: serine-tRNA ligase activity; ATP binding; tRNA binding. Lineage: Eukaryota; Metazoa; Arthropoda; Malacostraca; Decapoda; Varunidae.
UGCCCCUCACAUGGACUUAUUGCCGAGGCCGGGCGGCGUGGCGGUCUUGACAGCUGGCGAGAAGGAAAGUGUGUGAAUAAGAAGAAAAGAGGGCCGAGAGGAGGAGGACCUAAGAAGCGAUACAAAGCGUUUUAGGUCAAAAGAAGAAGGAGCAGCGCGGCGCAAGGCAGGGCAGACACACACCAUGCUGGACAUCGUGUUGUUCCGCGAGGACCAGGGCGGCGACCCGGGCAAGGUGCGGGAGUCCCAGCGGCGGCGGUACAAGGACGUGGGGGCCGUGGACGCCGUCAUUGACCGGGACACCAAAUGGAGAGCAGCGCGGCACAAGGGGGACCUCCUCAACCGCAUGGGGAACGUCAUCUCCAAGACGGUGGGCGAAAAGAAAAAGGCAUCAAGACAGAAGGGUGAGCAGGAGCCUGAGGCAGAGUCUAAAGGCCCAGAUCUUGAUGCCCUGGAGAAGCACCUCAGUGAGUACAGCUACUUGUGUGGGUAUGAGCCCUGCCAGAAGGACCCAAGGCUGGCUGGGCGGCUCACAGCACCUCCGUCCCCCAACACACACCCGGCUGUCACUCGCUGGUACUCACACAUGAACACCUUCACUGUCGAGGAGGUUAAGGCCCUCCCAGAGCCCCAGCAGCUGGCCUUCAGUGUGGAGCUGGCCAAGGAGGCGGAGGGCACUGAGACAGACGUGCCAGCGGAGGUGAAGGAGAAGCUAACGGAGCUCACCAUGGACAUCCUGCGGCCCCUCAAGGUGUCCCAACUGAAGGAGGUGAAGAAGCUUGUGGACGAGGCGAUGGCGCAGAACAACGAGGAGCUGCUCAAGACUGAGAACGAGAGGGACGCCAUCCUGAAGGAGAUCGGCAACCUUGUCUACGAUGAUGUUCCCGUCAGCAACGAUGAGAACAACAAUGCAGUGGUGAGGACGUUCGGCGAGGAGACCACCAAGAAGUACUCCCACGUGGACCUUAUCGCCAUGAUUGGUGGCUCCGACGCAAAGAGGGGCUCCGUGACCUCAGGUGGCCGUGGGUACUACCUCCUGGGGCCGGCGGUGUUCCUGGAGCGGGCAGUGGUGGAGCUGGCCCUCAGCAUCCUCAACAAGAAGAGCUACACGCCCAUCGUCACGCCUUUCUUCAUGCGCAAGGAGAUCAUGCAGGAGGUGGCCCAGCUCUCACAGUUUGAUGAGGAGCUGUACAAGGUGUUAGGCAAGGGGGACGUUCCAGGCUCAGAGCAGGUGGAUGAGAAGUACCUGAUUGCCACCUCGGAGCAGCCCAUCGCAGCCUUCCACCGCGACGAGUGGAUCCCCACCGACCAGCUGCCCAUUAGGUACUCCGGGCUGUCCUACUGCUUCAGGCAAGAGGUUGGCUCACACGGGAGGGACACGCGGGGCAUCUUCCGUGUGCACCAGUUCCAGAAGGUGGAGCAGUUUUGCCUCACCUCCCCUCAUGACAACAAGUCCUGGGAGAUGAUGGACGAGAUGAUCACCAAUGCCGAGGACUUCUGCAAGGCUCUGGGGCUGCCCUAUCGAGUGGUCAACAUCGUCUCGGGGGAGCUGAACAACGCUGCUGCCAAGAAGCUCGAUCUGGAGGCUUACUUCCCGGGGUCAGGAGCCUACAGGGAGCUGGUCUCAUGCUCCAACUGCCUCGACUACCAGUCCCGGCGGCUUCGAGUGCGCUAUGGGGCUACCAAGAAGAUGAACGCCGCGGUUGAGUAUGUGCACAUGCUGAACGCCACGAUGUGCGCCACCACACGUGUGAUCUGCGCGGUGCUGGAGAACUACCAGACGGAGGAGGGCGUGACGGUGCCCGAGGCCCUCAGGCCAUACAUGCCCCAAGAAUUCAAGGAGUUCAUCCCAUUCAAGUUCCCUGCACCCAUUGAGGAGGAGGCCAGCAAGAAGAAGAAGAAAGGGAAGACCAAGCAAGAGGAGUAAACAAAACCCACAAGAACAGAAUAAGAGGCGGUGUGUGUGGAAGCUUCCCUUUUAUCAGUAAUUUUGUGUUUGGGGUAAAGGAUCAAUUUUGAAUGAUUUGUUAAUGCCAGACCUAUAACUGCCACUACAUCUUGAUUCUAGAUAUUAAAAUGCCGGAAAUUAUGCUGAAUGGUGGGCUUAUGUUUUGGAGUAUUAGUAAAUAUACACAAUAAUUAGUUGGUGCCUUCAGAUGAAUUAACAUAGCUCACUUAAACUUACUGUCCAUAGAUUUUAUUGUAACUUAAUACAUACCAUAUAAUUUUGAAUGCACUCAUAUGUAUUAAUCUUAUUUAUAUGUAGUUUUCUUUACUAAGAUGCACUCAGUCCAGGCAGUAGCUGUUUUAUGGUAGCUGGGGAGCUUUUCUACAUCACAAUUUACAAUAAAAAAAAUUAAUGGUAAA